UGUGGGAGAGAGAGAGAGAGAGAGGGAGAGAGAGAGCAGAUGGAAACAUUGCAACUGAAGGCAACUCAGGGUGCAGCAGAAGCAGCGUUUCCUUCCAUGGAUUGAAGGAAGGAAAUCCUCUUCUUCAGCGUCGCCUGCAUGCAAAUGUCGCCGAGCGGGACAGAAUAAUCUCUGGCUGAACACACUCUCAUCUGGAACCAACACUUCACUUUACAAGGAGGGCAGCUUCUUUUUUUUUUUUUUUACUCGAGGCAUCACCACUGACACAUUUGUCCCAUAGCCUCCACAAAGGCUCAUACAGGUGACAAGUGUGUCCAACUUCACUGCGCCGCCCGCAUUGACGCGCUCACAGUGUGCUUUCUGCAGCGGCAGCGCAGCAGCGGCAACAGCGCGCAGCGUGAGACCCGUCGCUCGCGUUUUCACUUGACAUUUGAGCUCGAGCUGCAGUGCAUGUGUGGCCAUAUACAUAUGACGCAUUUUGCGUCUUCAGCUGUUUUUUUUUUACAACCAAAAGCCUGUUGUUGUUUUUUUGUUGGACGCUUGUGGAGUGUUGCGUUUUGGGGCAAGUUGCUGAUUGGUAUGUUAGUCAUGUCCUCCUGGGUUAACUUGCGCGUUUCUCUGUAGAGUCGCACACGGAGCCGCGCGCUCGGUACGGACAGAGAAGUUGGUUGGGUGUAAUCAUAAUAAGAACACCAGUGAGGAGCGACAAGAAGAGGCGUCCAGGAGGGAUGCUGAGCGGCUCAAUUUGCUCCCAGCAUCAUCAUCAUCUCUCCGUGUGAGGAUCCAAACUGCUGCUGCUGCUCUCCAUCCUAAUACUAACAGUUCUUUUUGCACAAGCCUGCCACUGAAUUGCAGCUCCUGAGACCCGCAGCUGCGUAAACUUGGCCAGAUCUGGUGACAUUGUACCCUCUGUGUUUUUGCGUGUGUGUGUGUUUGUGUGUGUGCGCAGAGCAGCCUGGAUGGAUAUGCGGCUCACCGAGGGAAUUUGAAAAAAGCAAAAAGGGGGGAUUACUAUCAGUCCCUCUCCUAUUAUAACCUCAAAAUGGAUGCCGACGACAGGCUGUGGAGACGCCACUGGAUUAGCCACUCUGCCGCCGAUCUUCUUGACAUCUGAGCGGGCGCGAGCGUUCAAAGUUUGGAUAAUCUGAAAAAAAAAAAAAGCAAAAAAAAAAAAGCUGCAAGGCUCAAGGUGCAGGAUGCAGUCUGGAGCGAAGACGCUCUCCGCAGGUGGAGGUGCGUCACUCUGCUGCCUGCUGCUCCUCUGGCUCAUCUACUCCCAUCUGCUCAGAGAGGGCCAGUUGGCGGUGGGAACCUGCGAGAUAGUGAUGCUCAACAGAGACAGCAGCGUGCCCAGGCGGACCAUCGCUAGGCAGACGGCCCGCUGCGCCUGCCGGAGAGGCCAGAUCGCCGGGACCACCAGGGCGAGGCCGGCAUGUGUAGAAGCGCGAAUCGUGCGGAGUCGUCAAUGGUGUGAGAUGGCUCCGUGCCUGGAGGGGGAGGUCUGCAGCCUCCUGUUCAACCGAUCCGGCUGGACCUGCACCAGAGGCAGUGGUCGCAUCAAGACCGUCACGCCUUUGCCUAAGGAGCCGUCGUAGGAUGCAGAGAAAACAGCAAGUAUGAUCAUUGACAUCCAUGCUACAAAAAGAACUGAGACUUAUCACUACACCAGAAUAUUGUGUCCAUUCACCCACGAGACUCCCAAACUUUACACCAGGUUUGACCUUCAGUAAAAAAAAAAAUAAUAAUCCAGAGGUUAUCCAAUCCCCACAGUGGCAGACUCUCAGCAGACACUUCUGAGAACUCGGAGAAGUCUCCAGUGAGCAGCAUAGUACACCAUCGGCAUUGAAUCUUCACCGUGGACACAUCAUAGAGCAAAAUCCCUGCGAGGAACAUUUAUCAACAGGGCAGUGGAAUAUUCAUUGAAGUACAUUACCUUUUUUUUUGUCCUUGUUAUCCAACAUCAAGUCUGCAGGGGACGUUUCCUUGAAGAUUUUUCGUACCUUUGUGGCUUGAUUUAGACUCGUCAGAAGGUCUUUCAGAAGUCGGCCCGUUCAUCUUCUUUACUAUCCCCGCUAUGAAACCGUCCAGGGUUAUAUUCCAGCCAAGUUUCUUUAAUGACAGCUCACGGCUGAAGAGUAAUGACUUUGCAGAGGUUGAGCCAGGCCGUAUUGUCCAUUGGAGUCUUUCUUUCAUUUGGCUGGGCGAAACUUUACACCUCCUAAAAAUCUCUGCAUACACACCCCACAGGACGGGACGUUGUGAAAAAGCAUGAAAGUCUAUUGGAAUGUCACAGAAGAGACAACAGAGAUGAGUUGACAGUCUUUACUUAAUGGCUGAAGGUCAUGAUGGCGAAACAUGGACAUUUUGGACGACUUAGCUUAUAACUUAUGUUUUUUUAUGUGGUGCCAACAUAGACUAGAAGAGUAGUUUUUGUCAAUGAACCUCACACAUCUUGUUCACACCACGGGAGCACCUAGCAGAUGUGGACCCCCUGGCUCAUUUUAAUGGUCUAUAUGUCGUGCGUGUGCGCAUGUUUGCAUCUCUCCACGUGUGAAUAUGUGUGUGUAUGCUUGUGUGUGAGUGACAUCCAGAGAUACACUGUGAAAUAAGUCAUAUCCAAUGCAUUAUUCAUACUCUUGUAUAUUUUUUUGGGACACGCCCCGACCAGAGCUCACCAUCUGGCAAAAGAGAGCAUUUGUGAUUUUACAGAUGUUGGAUCUCAUUUGAAUCUUCACGGAUGAAUCCUUGGUUAGCCUUUUUUUUUUUUUGUCUUUUAUUUAGUACAUAGAGAUAUUUAUAUUGAGGGGGGGAAUAUUAUUGAAAAUGGGAACAGAUCUGCAGUAUGUCACAUAAGUUAAAUUCUGUAAUUAAAAUCGAUUCAUGCAUUAAAUGUAUUCAGAAUCCUUGUCUAAAUUGACUAUAUUUUGAUAUGAAAUGUUUUGGCCAACUGGACGUGCUUUUUGCUGAUUUCAGAUGCUUGAUAUAUUUGAAAUUAUGUAUAUAGAUAUAUAUUCAAUUAAUGUAUUUUAUGUUCUGUGGGUCUCAUUCCAAGAGGAGGUCAAGAAAAGGAGAAGCACAAGAGGCAUUCUUCUGAGAUGGACACAAUAACACGAACACCGUUUCAAAAACACAGAAUCAAAUAAAACACAAUCCAAAUAUCACAACGUAAUAAGCUAUGGUCUGCAGGACUGAAUGAACAUCCCAAAGUCUCCCAAGUCUGAAAAAAAUAACCUUCACAGAGGUUGUGUUUGUUGCAGGUUGAUUACAAUAGAUUGCAUAAUAUAGUACAGGUGUUCCUGUUAGUGUGUCUACACCCUGUUUUUUUUCAUUUCUUUGUACUAAAGAAUCCUGUACAUCUCCAUCUUAAUGUAUGCAUUUGAGGAUAUAAAGAGAGCGUCCGCUCCCGGGAGCUGCGGAGUGUGUA
Sebastes umbrosus (honeycomb rockfish) is the source of this 3424-nucleotide messenger RNA. It is a transcript of the gene tafa5l, whose product is annotated as TAFA chemokine like family member 5, like. The record is from RefSeq and is a predicted model, not a curated record. The transcript has 5 exons. The coding region runs from base 1197 to 1595 and encodes 132 amino acids. NCBI's taxonomy places the organism in Eukaryota, Metazoa, Chordata, Actinopteri, Perciformes, Sebastidae.